AUGAAUAUAAGUACAGAUGUUGAAGUGAAACGAAUUAAAACAAAUGAUGAAUUAGUUAUGAAAGCCGGUAAUGAUAUGGAAGAUAUACUUACCUGUGUCUUUUGUCAAGAUAUUAUGUCAAAUCCAAUUUGUCUUGAACCUUGUUUACAUGCUUUUUGUAAUGAUUGUUAUAGUUCAUGGGAAGCUAUUCAACGUACAUGUCCAAAAUGUCGUGUGAAAGUAACUGAUAAAAAAAAGAAUGUAGUUAUUAAUGGCAUAUUGGAAGCAUUUUUCAAAGCAUAUCCACAUAAACGACCGGUGUUAAAAGCUAUUGAUAAUACAAAACGUAAAAUGAAAACAACAACGAAUGCAAAAAUUGAAAUUGGUCGAAAUGCAAUAUGUUUUAAUAAUAAUCAAGAUAAUGAUGAAAUUGAUAAUGAUCCUAUUGAUAAUGAUGAUGAUAUUGUCGUUGUACUGACUGCUCCUGUAUCUAAUGUUCGACUUAUAUGUCGUCAAUGUCCAGCACGUGAGUUCGGUCGUACUACGAAUAUGAAUAUUGUUUCGACUGGAUUUCAAUGUUGUCCUAAUCAAAAUCAUAUUCUUUGUCAAUGUUGUAUACAACCAAUGCCUGAUAGACAAGAUGAACGAAAUAUUCAUCAAAGUUGUGAAAUAUGUCAUCAAUACUUUUGUAAUAUUUAUUUUCAACAAUGUCAACGACAAGAUUGUCUUGGUUGUUUAAAUCAACUGCGAAAUUUUAAUUUUGCUCCUCGUCAUUUAAGUAAUUUUGUUAAUGAUAAUCCUAUUGAAUCACAAAUUGUUCAAAAUUAUGUUACAAGUCAUGGUGCAACAAUGCGUGAAUUACUUGUAGAGUGUUGUCAACGUCUUGAUCGAAGACAAUUUACUUGUACUGGUAUUGAUCGAAAUGUUGCUGUUCCAUCAAAAAGAAUUCUUUGUUAUAAAUGUGCUUUAAAUAUAUUUAAAGAAUUAGUUUAUCAAUUUCGUGUGUCUAUGAAACAAAACGAUAUAUUACCAAUAGCCAUGCGUAAUCGUGAAAAUUGUUAUUAUGGUAAACAAUGUCGUACACAAUAUACGAGAUCAGUUCAUGCACAAAAAUAUAAUCAUGCCUGUGAACAAACUAGAUUUUGA
Molecule: messenger RNA, 1125 nt
Organism: Rotaria sp. Silwood2
Lineage: Eukaryota; Metazoa; Rotifera; Eurotatoria; Philodinida; Philodinidae
Source: the annotation of a GenBank genome assembly